CCGCCUGCGGUCCUGCGCGCGGCCGGGGCUUGUGGCUGCGAGACCAGGCGAGGGGCGGCUAGGAGGAGAGGCCGGGAGAAGCCCGGCGAGCGAUCUUCCAGCGGCUGGUGGGGCGGAAAAGCCCACCCCCGACUCAAAUCCACAAUAAUAUUCCAAACUAUUCAUAAUAAGGAGCAGUUUUUUUUUGGCUGGGCGAGAGGGAGAAAAGGGGAGACGGGAGGAAGCGAAAUCUCCGUUUCAUGGAGGCUGAGGCAAGAGAAAUUUUCGGAGCCUGGAUGUGGAGGAGCAAAACAGAACUAACUCAGGAAAUUGUCUUUCUGAAAAAGGCCGAACCUGGGCUGGGUCUGAGAAUCAGGCUGGGGUAGCUGGAGAAACCUGCAAGUUUAAAGGAAAAAGAAAAGGAGAAAAUAUUUUCAGAGAUUUUCUCUGGUUUGUGGUUAUUGCUACCAUUUUAAAGAAAAGGCAUAACAUUUCAGGUGUUUUUUGAAUUUUUUUUUUUUUUUGGUGCGAUUGGCUCAUUUCAGAAUUUCAAAACCUUUCAUGUAAGAGCUUUUUUAAAAAGGAAAUUCAUAAUUUUGAUUUCCAGGGUUGCACUGGACUUGGAAGGAGUGCCGUUGUGUACAUACUAUUGUAUGGUUUUAUUUAUUUUUCACUGUGCAAAUAAGCUGGAAGAUUUUUUUCCAAGUGCCAAUUCGGAUUUAUCCUUCUUUUUUUAUUCUUCCCUCAAAUAUAUUUGUUGUCGUUUUAAGCAUUGGAAACCAGAGAAUUUUUCCCCCAUUGGAGCUCGAGGCUCUCUUGCCAACAGCUGGGAAAACUGGAUUAAAGGAUGGGUUUUAUCUGUAUUUUGCAGUUAAGACUGAUAUUUUGAAGUCACAUUCUUCCUGUGAUUCAUUUGUGUUAGCCCAUAGCGCUAACCUUGAAGAGAUUUGUGGUUGGGUUUUUGGUUUUGAAGAAGGUCCUAGUUUUUCCUUUUUCUUUCUUUUCUUUUCUUUUUUUUUAAGGGGGGAGGGGAAGAGGGGGCUAAGAAAGGAGGAGACCAUGUUAACUGGUGGAAGUAGAACGGAGCUUCAGUUACCAGGGUCCUGAGAGCCCUCGGCAAAAGGACUGUGUCUUCAGGGAGGCCCUCCUCUCACCUUAAAAAUUGCAAGCAAUUCAUUCCUGAUCAAGACAUCAAAACUACUGGAUUCUGGAGCCGUGGAGACGCUGAGAAACCAUGAGUGUAAGGUUACCCCAGAGUAUAGACAGGUUAAGUAACCUGUCUUUGGGAGAUUCGGCGCCUGAACGCAAGUCUCCUUCCCACCACCGCCAGCCCUCUGACACCUCUGAGACAGCAGGUCUUGUUCAACGCUGUGUCAUCAUCCAGAAGGACCAACAUGGCUUCGGCUUUACAGUCAGUGGGGACCGCAUCAUCCUGGUGCAGUCUGUGCGGCCUGGAGGUGCAGCCAUGAAAGCUGGUGUGAAAGAGGGCGACCGGAUCAUCAAGGUGAACGGCACCAUGGUGACCAACAGUUCACACCUGGAGGUGGUGAAGCUUAUCAAAUCUGGUGCCUAUGUUGCAUUGACGCUCCUGGGCUCUUCACCCUCGUCCAUCGGUGUCUCCGGGCUUCAGCAGGACCCAGCAGGAGCUGCCCGAAUCACCCCUGCGAUCCCACCACCACCACCUCCUCCACCACUGCCACCACCACAGCAUAUCACAGGACCCAAACCUCUGCAGGAUCCAGAAGUUCAAAAACAUGCCACCCAGAUCCUUAGGAAUAUGCUGAGGCAGGAGGAACAGGAGUUACAGCGUAUCUGUGAGGUGUAUAACCGGAAACCCGCUAGCGAGCUGGAAGAACAGAUGGAAGGUGCCCGACGGCGAGUCUCCCAAUUACAGCUGAAGAUCCAGCAGGAGACUGGUGGCUUAGUGGACGUGCUUCCACUCUGUGGUGACACCAGCCAGAGAGCAUCAGAAGGCCGACUCUCCCUGGAUUCACAAGAGGGGGACAGCGGCUUGGACUCUGGGACAGAACGCUUCCCUUCCCUCAGCGAGUCAUUAAUGAAUCGGAACUCAGUACUGUCAGACCCCGGGCUAGACAGUCCACGGACCUCCCCAGUGAUCAUGGCCAGGGUUGCCCAGCACCACAGGCAGCAGGGCUCUGAUGCACCCGUCCCACCCACUGGCAACCAGAGUGCAGAUCAAAGCUCAAAACCUUUAAUUAUUGGCCCAGAGGAAGAUUAUGACCCAGGGUAUUUCAACAACGAGAGCGACAUCAUAUUCCAGGAUCUUGAGAAACUUAAGUCACGGCCAGCUCACUUGGGGGUUUUUCUCCGUUACAUCUUCUCUCAGGCAGAUCCCAGUCCACUGCUUUUUUACUUAUGUGCAGAAGUUUAUCAGCAGACAAACCCCAAGGAUUCCCGAAACUUGGGAAAAGGCAUCUGGAAUAUUUUCCUAGAGAAAAAUGCGCCUCUGAGGGUGAAGGUGCCAGAGAUGUUACAGGCUGAAUUAGACGCGCGCCUGCGGAGUGGUGAGGAUGCUCGUGCCCUUCUCUGUGAUGCCCAGGGGGCAGCCAUGCCAGAAAUCCAGGAGCAGAUCCUUGACUACAGAACCAAGCGCACCCUGGGGCUGGGCAGCCUAUAUGGUGAGAACGACCUGCUGGACCUGGACGGGGACCCUGCCCGAGAGCGCCUCGUGACUGAGAAGCAGCUGGCUGCCCUAGGGGAUAUUUUAUCCAAAUACGAGGAAGACAGGAGCGCCCCCAUGGACUUUGCCGUCAGCACCUACAUGAGCCAUGUUGGGAUCCGUCUUCGAGAGACACGACCCUCCAACACAGCCGAAAAGGCCCCAUCUGCUCCUGACAAGGACAAGUGGCUGCCCUUCUUUCCAAAGACCAAGAAGCAGAGCAGCAAUUCCAAGAAAGAAAAGGAUGCCUUGGAGGACAAGAAGCGAAAUCCCAUCCUCAAAUACAUUGGGAAGCCCAAAAGCUCUUCCCAGACCACAUUUCAUAAUCCCUUGUCCCCUGUGGAAGUCAAACCUGGCAACGUGAGGAACAUCAUCCAACACUUUGAGAACAACCAGCAGUAUGACACCCCGGAACCUGGAACACAGCGACUCUCAACAGGAAGCUUCCCUGAGGACCUGCUAGAGAGUGACAGUUCUCGCUCAGAGAUUCGCCUGGGCCGCUCUGAGAGUCUGAAGGGCCGGGAGGAGAUGAAGCGGUCACGGAAGGCAGAGAAUGUACCCCGCUCUCGCAGUGAUGUCGACAUGGAUGCUGCUGCUGAGGCUGCCCGCCUGCACCAGUCAGCCUCAUCCUCCGCCUCCAGCCUCUCUACCAGGUCUCUAGAGAACCCAACUCCUCCCUUCACCCCUAAAAUGAGCCGCAGGAGCAUUGAGUCCCCCAGCUUGGGUUUCUGCACAGACGCCCUCCUUCCCCACCUCCUAGAGGAUGACCUGGGCCAGCUGUCUGACCUGGAGCCAGAGACAGAUGCCCAGAACUGGCAGCAUACAGUGGGCAAGGAUGUGGUGGCCGGGCUAAGCCAGAGGGAGAUUGACCGACAGGAGGUCAUCAAUGAGUUGUUUGUGACAGAGGCCUCCCAUCUGCGCACACUCCGGGUCCUAGACCUCAUUUUCUACCAGAGAAUGAAGAAGGAGAACCUGAUGCCCCGAGAGGAGCUGGCCCGACUCUUCCCCAACCUGCCUGAGCUCAUCGAGAUCCACAAUUCCUGGUGUGAAGCUAUGAGGAAGCUCCGGGAGGAGGGCCCCAUCAUUAAAGAUGUUGGUGACCUCAUGCUGGCUCGGUUUGAUGGCCCCGCCCGGGAGGAACUGCAGCAGAUGGCAGCUCAGUUCUGCUCCUAUCAGUCCAUAGCCCUGGAGCUGAUCAAAACCAAGCAGCGCAAGGAAAGCCGAUUCCAGCUCUUCAUGCAGGAGGCCGAGAGCCACCCUCAGUGCCGGCGGCUGCAGCUUCGAGACCUCAUCAUCUCUGAGAUGCAGCGGCUCACCAAAUACCCACUGCUGCUGGAGAGCAUCAUCAAGCACACAGCAGGUGCCACCUCUGAGCAUGAGAAGCUGUGCCGGGCCCGGGAUCAGUGCCGGGAAAUUCUCAAGUAUGUGAAUGAAGCAGUGAAACAGACAGAGAACCGGCACCGGCUGGAAGGCUACCAGAAACGCCUGGAUACCACCUCCCUGGAGAGGGCCAGUAACCCCCUGGCGGCAGAGUUCAAGAGCCUGGAUCUUACAACAAGAAAGAUGAUCCACGAGGGACCCCUGACCUGGAGGAUCAGCAAGGAUAAGACUUUGGACCUCCACGUGCUGCUGCUGGAGGAUCUCCUAGUGCUGCUGCAGAAACAGGAUGAGAAGCUGCUGCUGAAGUGCCACAGCAAGACCACCGUGGGCUCCUCGGACAGCAAACAGACCUUCAGCCCAGUGCUCAAGCUCAAUGCUGUGCUCAUCCGCUCUGUGGCCACAGAUAAGCGAGCCUUCUUCAUCAUCUGUACCUCCGAGCUGGGUCCACCCCAAAUCUAUGAGCUGGUCGCAUUGACGUCAUCAGACAAGAACACAUGGAUGGAGCUCUUAGAAGAGGCCGUGCGGCAUGCCACCAGACAUCCUGGACCUACCCCGACGCCCAUCCAGCACCCAGCCCAGGGCCCACCUACCCACCAGAGCCCCCGACCCAGCAGGGUAGAGUUGGAUGACUCAGAAGUAUUCCACAGUGAACCUGAACCCGAGGAGCUACCUGCCCGCACUGGGCCACAGGAGAGGGCCACAGCGAUGCACCCAGCACUGCUAGAGGACCCUGGGCAGGAGAGCAGUAUAGGAGAAGAGCUGCAUGCCCUGCCUCACCCUCCUGUGUCCCUGGAUGCAGAGAACAGGGGAAGCAGGACGAGAAACCCCAUCCUCUUGCCCCUCCCAGACCCGCUGUUCAUGGAAGGCCUCGCUGAUGCAGCCCUAGAAGACGUGGAGAGCCUUCGGCACCUGAUCCUCUGGAGCCUGCUGCCAGGUCAGCCCAUGGAAGCACAGGCUGCCAGGGAGCCCGAGGAUGACCUGACACCUACAGCUUCUGUCAUCAGCAUCACCUCUCACCCCUGGGACCCUGGCUCCCCAGGGCAAGCUCCCACUGUAGGUGACGGUGACAGCACCCAGCUCCCAGGAGCAGAGCAGGAGGAUGUAGCUGGCUGUUCUCUGGAACACCUGCCCCCAAGGACAAGAAAUUCGGGUAUUUGGGAGUCUCCUGAGCUAGACAGGAAACCAGAUGAAGAGGCUUCAAGCACAGAGGCAACAGGAAGUUACAAGGUUGUGAGAAAAGCUGAAGUGGCAGGCAGCGAGGCUGUCCCUGUACUACCAGAGAGUGUCCAGUCAGGGCCUGAGCCACCUGAAGUGGAAGGCGGAGCAAAGGCCACGGGGAACUGUUUUUAUGUCAGCAUGCCAGCAGGACCCCUGGAUUCAAGCACUGACCCCUCAGGGGCACCCAUAAGCCCCUCCCAGCCCAUCAGCCUGCCUGCGUGGCAGACAGAACCUCAGUGCCAGCAGCAGCAGGGCAGCCAUGAGGAUCAAAGGCGUCCCACCCGCUCUCCCCCGAGUCUGGCCCUCAGGGACGUGGGCCUGAUCUUCAGCACCAUUGAGCAGCUCACUGUCAAACUCAACAGGCUCAAGGACAUGGAGCUGGCCCACAGAGAGCUGCUGUGCUCCAUUGGGGGAGAGUCAUCUGGUGGCACCACACCUGUGGAUAGUUUUCACACAGAGGCCACCAGAUGGACGGACAGCUUCCUGUCACCUCCAGCCAAGGAGCCCCUGGUUGCUGACUCCAGGGACAGCCACGAACUAGGGCCUUGCCCUGAGGAUGGCACUGACACCCUCCUGGAAGACAGCACACCUGAUGCGACCACGUCCCCAGGACUGUAACUGUUGAAUCCACCAAUCCUCUGUUUCCCUACUCCUCUCGGGACUGGCCUGAGGCAAGGGCACGGGUGAGGAGCCCCGACAUCCUCUCCCUGGUAGAGGCAGUUGAAGAGACUGGGAUCCAGCCGAGACCCUCCGCAUGUUGCUUGGUCUGCCCAGAUCGGAGCUUUCAGUGUCUUUCCCUCCCCUCAGCCCACCCCUGCAAGGCCCUGCGUCUCCUAAGCAUGCUGAUUGCGUCUGAGCCCUCGUCCCACAUAGGUGUGUCCACCUGUAUGUGUGGGUGCCCUCAGACAUGCAAGGGGAAAAAGGCUUCAAGUAAAUGCACUUUUCUCUCUCCCCCCACAGGACCCCAAGGCUGAGGUGGGGUGCCUCCACCUCUCCUGUCACUUUGGUUUCCUAUAAAUAUGUAUGUAUUGUAUGUGCAUCUUUGCUGUUGUAAAUAACUGACCUUUUUUUCUGUUCCUGGGGUGCUGGAGACGGUUACAGAAGGGAUCACUGUGGAAAAGGUUUGCUUUUAUCUCCUAGUUAACAGCCCAGCUCCCCUGUGGGUAGGAAGGUCUCCUGGCUUCCCACUGACCUAGCCCCAGAGCCUGCUUGGUGCCGUGCUAAUCCCUCCCUUUUUGCUCCCUACUUCCAGGAAUUCCCAUCUUCAAGGGAAUUUCUCUCACCCACCCCUACAACCAUGUCUACCCUCCCCACCCUCUGUAUGAAAAAAACAGUAUAUCAGGUACGGAGCUGAAAACUGGGCCCCAGGAGGUGGGGGAGGGGGUUGAAUGCUGGAGUCCCUGAAUUAACCCAGGACCAUCCCCAGGGGCCACCACAACAUUGGCCCCGACUACCAUGUCCACUCCUCUCCCCACUGACGACUAGAAUAUACACACUGUGCUAGGUGUAUAUAUACAUAUAUAUAUAUAAAUAUAUAUAUAAUAUAUAAAAUAUAGAUAUGGAAAUGACUGUUUUGCUGUUAAAAUAAUGUAUACUCUUAUUUUCUUCCUUUCAUGGUUAAGAUUUU
Messenger RNA from Talpa occidentalis (Iberian mole), 6884 nucleotides. It is a transcript of the gene ARHGEF11, whose product is annotated as Rho guanine nucleotide exchange factor 11. Gene Ontology annotation, biological process: G protein-coupled receptor signaling pathway; Rho protein signal transduction. The record is from RefSeq and is a predicted model, not a curated record. Gene Ontology annotation, cellular component: cytoplasm. Gene Ontology annotation, molecular function: G protein-coupled receptor binding; guanyl-nucleotide exchange factor activity. Bases 1214 to 5875 code for a protein of 1553 amino acids. Lineage: Eukaryota; Metazoa; Chordata; Mammalia; Eulipotyphla; Talpidae. The transcript has 41 exons.